This is a messenger RNA of Entrophospora candida, 369 nucleotides long. Lineage: Eukaryota; Fungi; Glomeromycota; Glomeromycetes; Entrophosporales; Entrophosporaceae. The record is from the annotation of a GenBank genome assembly.
AUGUUUAGCAUGUUUAGAAUACGUGAUUACGCUAAUAUUCAAAAUACUGCUGCUGGAUCAAUGAGAAACAGUAAUCAAGCUGUUCGCAUCAAUUCAAAUCGUCGCAUAACAAGAUCUGCUACAGCAGUUCUUAGUAACCAGAUACUAGCUCGUACACGAGUUACUCAACCAGAGGGAUAUACCAAGAACAUUGAAAAAAAUACAACUUUAAUAUGUAUGAACUGUGAAGUUAAACUGAAAGAUAGGCUGUUUGCUUUAGAUUGUGGGCAUGUAAGUUGUGGAGAGUGUCAAAGUCAAUUCAAAACACACAAAAAAUCAUGUCCUGGUUGCGGGAAAAAAACAAAGCAAAUUUUACAAUUAUUUGCAUGA